AUGUUUCCCUGUGUACAGAGCUUAGAAUACCAGGGAAAAGAGGCCUCCGCUAGCGGGGAAUUUUUCAGCGUGUACACCUUGACAAACGUAUUACCUAGCAAAACACUACCUGGUUGUAAAACAGCAUUCUUUUUGUCCUAUAUUGUUGUGUCGCUUGUGUACAGAUAUUUUAGUUACUAAAAUUGACUUUGUCUUGACCACAAGACUAGUACAAACGCUUGAUAUACUGUGAGAAUCCCGAAGUAUGAAAAUAUCCAUUUUAGAUUUGAGUACCGGAAUGUUUUGAUCACGUUCGCAGCAGAGACCUUGAGAUUCCAAGACAGGGAAUACUACGAGGAUAAGAUUUUCCUAGUACUAAUUAGUGCGCGAUUGCACCAGCGUCAUUUCAGCGGGAAAACGCGAUAGCUUUUGUCAUUCUACUGCGGGAGUUUCAAAAGCGUCGAGAAUGUCGAAGUGGCGGAAAAUAGUUAUCAAAUGUUAGAAGUUUUAUCAUUUUGCCGUCAGUAGAGGGCGUAAUUAGUUUCCUUCAACAAAAACAACCACGCGAACUUUUCUUUUGGAAAAGUAUAAUGGAGCUUUCUCUGUUGUCUAUUUUCUUAGAACAUGGUGCAUAAAAAAAACUUUCAGACAAAUUUCCUCCUCGCAGCCGUUUUUCGUCCUCGAAUCUAUUAAAAGUCUCAAGUGUAUCAAGGGUGACUGAGGCUCUAUGUUUCUAUCACAGUCAAUAUUCAUCGCGCAGAAUGUUGACUUAUCUUCUUUGCUUAAGUCUACAGAAUUUUUUCGUAGAUUUUAGAAAAUAAGAACCUAUUUCAAAUUUUAGGCUGAACAGGUUGUUAUAUAGAGGGGACUUAACCGGUAAAUUUUAGCCUAACGGGUUCUUCAGGUUCUUAGUAGUCGCGGAGUCUUACUGUAGCCCCCUAACUCAAAAUCUAGGCUAACCAAAAACGAGUCGCACUUGAACUCGACCUUACACUGUGGUCCUCUUUCAGUUAGGAAAGGAUGGCAUUCACCCUUGUACACAGCAUCUCCGCCUCCCUGGCCAGCGUUCGCUCAAGCCUGAACAUGUGAAGUAUGAGACGAAGGCUCGAGGUACUAAAUAG
Porites evermanni is the source of this 1100-nucleotide messenger RNA. The record is from the annotation of a GenBank genome assembly. Lineage: Eukaryota; Metazoa; Cnidaria; Anthozoa; Scleractinia; Poritidae.